GCAUUAAUUACAAUUGAGCACUUUGAAUAUCUUUAUACAGAUGACUAUAUUAAGGAUUUUUUGCAUAAAAUUCUUGCUAAUUGGAAUAUAAUCGAUAAAUUAAAUGUUGCAACUACAGAUAAUGCUGCAUCUAUAGUUAAAGCAAUAAAGCAACUUGGAGUUACUCAUUUGGAAUGUGCAGCACAUUCUAUUUAUCUUGCUAUUACAGAUAGAUUAAAAAAAGAUACUA
Messenger RNA from Racocetra persica, 229 nucleotides. The record is from the annotation of a GenBank genome assembly. NCBI's taxonomy places the organism in Eukaryota, Fungi, Glomeromycota, Glomeromycetes, Diversisporales, Gigasporaceae.